Molecule: messenger RNA, 4984 nt
Organism: Orbicella faveolata
Lineage: Eukaryota; Metazoa; Cnidaria; Anthozoa; Scleractinia; Merulinidae
Product: DEP domain-containing protein 7-like
Biological process (GO): intracellular signal transduction
Source: RefSeq, a predicted model, not a curated record
GUGGGGUGGUAAUUUGUCUCUGACUGUCAACAUGCAUCACACAAGCAUUCCUUUUUACUGUGAGAAGUCCUGUGACUAAUUCCCUUGUGGUCAUCCAAAAUUAAUUUAGACUAAAUGCAACUCAUGAUUAUAAAUGUGGUCUUUAUGCUUUGAAUAUGCAAUAACAGUAAAGUUGAACCUCUGCAAACAGACGCCUUGUUAAGUACUGACACUCCCGAUCAGUAGGUGGACACACACAUGCUGUGUCUCCUGUCGUGAGUGGACACCCCUUUUUCUUUUAGAAAUCAUGUUUCAUGAUAGUACCCCUGAAAGUGUAUGGAGGUUACUGGUUGCUUGUCUGUUUUCACACAGAAAGAAUAAGCUGGCAACAACAUCCAGCUCAACUUACCAAGGAGAUUUCAUCAGCAAGGUCUGGUUUGAAGUGGCUCUAUCUCGACUCCUUCAACUUACAGAUGUGCCCUUUCUUGAGGACAUAUUGACUCAAGCAUUUACAGAUGAUAGGGAAGAAGUGAUAGUAAUUUCAAACAGUGUUCCGGAACCAUGCGUUCAGUAUUCACAACAUAUUGGCUGCAAUAAAGAAACUGCAGACAACUCAGAGUGGAACAAUGUUUGGGUGACACUAGGGAUGGAAUGUAUUCAGUUACAGAGAGACUUCCCUCUGCCGCAGCGAGGCAAUGUGGGCUAUUCAAAUCUGAUGAAUGCCAAGGAGGCAGGAAUUCAACAGAUUCUGUUACAGUAUUAUGGUUCCCUAGUUGAUUCCCUGAUUCCUUCAAACCUAACAGACUUGGUAGAUGGUGUUCUGUGUGCUUUGGCUAAUGAUUGGACAAAGGCUGUUACACUUCUGCGAAUGUUGAUCUUGAUGCUGCAAACAAGUCAAAGAAAACACCUGAGAAAAUUGUUGAACUUCCUGGGGCAGUCUGUAGGUGCAAACAGUGGCAGGUUCAUCAUCAAGAGGUUUAUGGGUGCUAUCUUACCAAGAGACGUCAAAUGUAAGGGUUCUGGUGAAAAAUUGGUUUCAUUCAUGGUGAGGAAUCAACAGCAGAUGUUUAUUGUGCCAGCUCACCUCAAAGAGGAUUUCAGGAGACACAUGUCAUACGCACAGAAAGGAAUGUGUCCACCCCUGCCAUCCACAGUUUGUCAACAAGUGUCGGUUGCAGAGUACAGAAACCAAACCACAUUGACAACAAGUCUUUCCUUGAACAAGCUUAUGAGCUAUAUCAUUGACAACCGGCAGAUGAAUCUUAGAGAAAAGGAGGAACAUCUGAAACUUUUCCAGAAAUACCACAAUGACAUAUUUUUACAACAAUUCCCAAGUGGCCAGUUGUGAAUAAUGUUUUAUUUAUUUUUGAAGGAUUGACAUCAUGUUGAAGUAAAAGUGAAAGUGUUGUGAGCAGGGUGGUGUCAAAGCCUAAUCUGUCAUUUUGACAAUGGGCUAGCAAUUACGCAUGGUUAGGAAACUCUGGUGAAAAGUUGGCUAGAAUAAUAAUAAUUAAAUUAGUUUUAAGAUACUUCAUGUAGCUGGGAAAGCUUCUCAAGAAAGAAAGGAGAGCCACUGCCUCAUAAAACCUUACGACACUUCCACUUUUAACGAUUUAACCACAAAGACAAUUUUUGUGCAUUACCCAGUACCAUUUGAUGGUGCCUUAAUGCUUUUUAACGACUUUCUGAUGUAUUCUUAGUUUUGGCCUCUGCUCCUGAACAGAUUUCCACCUGUUUCAUGGCACUGAAGAAAUGUACUGUGAGACUUGCAAAUAUCCAUCCAUUUUCCCAUGCUUAUUUCAGUAACUGCAUCUGUUUGAAAUAGCCCAUGUCUGACAACUGAAACUGGAACACCUUUUAUGGCUGCAUCUUCUUGUGUUAUGGAUGAAAUUGCCUUUAGUUGAUAUUUGUUACAGAUGUGAAGAUCAGGGCAAUAGGUGACAUAAUUUAACUUGAAACAAGAGUCUGUUUUGGUUCUUUGCCUCAAAUCUAAGCAUGUUGGACUUAGUUUACUUUUAAAUAUUUCACAAAUCAAGUAAACAUUUUAUUUUCUUGGUGGGACAAAAAUACAAAUAAUUUCCACAAGUCUGUUUACCUUUGAUCAGUGCUCUUAUUUGUGUGGUAAAUAGAAGCUACAUUCCUUAAAGAGGCCCAGCAAAGUUGGGUUGCUAUGUUAACUCUCUGAACAAAAAAAUGUCAUAAGUUUUAUCACAUUUUUUAAGGAUUUGUUGUUGAUUUUCAGCAUUUGUGAAAUUUUUUGGGACAGGCCAGGACAAACAGACAAACAUAGUCAUUAUCAAGGCUUCUUUUGGUUGCGUUAUUUCUGGUUGCUGCUUUUGGCCACAUCAAUUCAGUAGUGAAAGGGUUAACAAAAUUUAUUUUGAAGUAUUUAUUAUGUGCAAGUACAACUUUCUUGCCCAACAUCUACCAGGUCAAGGGUUAUUUGAUCAUUUCCCUUAAGUUUAAUUUCCAAAAGGUUCCAUCUUGAGACAGUUUUUCUCAAUGCUACCUUUUCUGUAACACCACUGUUUGUUUACCAUUGAUUACAGAAACUGGUAACAAAAUUUCUGAUUUAAUAUAAAUUAUUUGCAAAUGCCAACUUGGAUCAUAUUGAGAUUACAAAAACAGGUCAAUCGCUGGCUAAGAAGGAUUUAUUUAAUAUUUUGUGAAAUGCUGUAGAAGAAUAGCUUGCAUAGCUAGUGGGUUUUUCUUGGAAUUUUGCUGGUGUGAGAGACAAAUAAGUGGUGCAAGAAGCCUCAAGAGGAAUGGGGACGAGGGAGUUUUUCCUCUCACUCCUCCCCACACAGGUCUGUCAUUUGUUCUUGUGGAUCCACCACUUGUUUCUGUCUCUUUCCGUCAAAACUCAACAAAACUGCCAGCUAUGCAGGCUAGUAGAACGAAACAACACAAAUACAUCCUGCAGGGUAUUUACAGAAAGAAAUUUAUUUUUUUGAGGUUUUACAGUCUUGUUUUUCCAGCUUGACAUAAUUAUCGAAAUAAUUAGCACAGUGUAUUUGAAAAGCUGGACACAUUUUACUAUCAAGUACAAAAGUGUCAGUUAAAGUUUGCAUAAUACAUACACUAUAGGACUCUUUAUUUCAUCACUGUAAAUCCAUUUUGGAUUGUGAUGCAGCUGUCCAUCUCAAUGAGGUCACCAAAAUGAAUUGCAGUUAAGGCUUGGGCAAAAAGCCACACAGGAACUAUUCAUACUUGUUAUGCAACCGUUGAGUGGUGCACCAUGGAAUAGCUCACAAGACACUUGAAUUUUCUCAGUGUAUUUAUGAGCCUUUAGGUGAGUGAGUACACCGAGAAAAUACAAGUGACAACUACGAUAUUCCAUGGUAUACCAUGAGAGCAUAACUAAUUUAUACCAUGCCAUAGAAAAUACAGUGGCCAGCACAAUCAAUGUGCCAUACACGCACAGAGCAUGAUGGCACAGUUGGAUAUAAUACCAUCAAAUCUACAACAGCUCUCCUGGCUUCUGAUUGGUUGUUUGUUUCUAUUGCAUGGUACAAAAGGUUGAAUUAUGACUCAGAAGUAUUGAAUUAAGGUGACAUGACCCUGAACACUAAAGCUAUAGUAUGCAGUUCCUAUCUGUAAGAGACCACAAUAUUAUUAUAUACAAAACUUACAGUGAACUAUCACCACUUACUAUAAGUAACAAACAAGAAAUGUCAUACAAAUAUCUUCAAGUUAUUGAAUGAGCCUGUCUAACCUUAUUUUGAGAGAAAUACUUCAAAUGAUUGUCUUGAAACGAGAAAGGUCUCAAGCACAGCUUGGAAACCAGAUGAAAACGUUCUUCAUGAAGGAGAAAAGCCUUCUUUGAAAACAAGAACUUCAAGAAUUUUUUUUAAGUAAGGCCUUUACAGCAGCAUUAUUUGCCUGCACUUCUACAACAGCAAGGAAUAAAACGACAGUAAAAAUAAAACAUACUGCUUUCACAGACUUAGGAAGAGAUUCAAAAACUACUAACUCUACACUAACAAACCAGUCUAGCUGUUAUAUUGAGUUACACAACACUUCACUUCUAUUAAAGCAUCCUUGAAUUUAUAACUGAGAAUUCUCUCUGACAAUAGCUGAAGUUAGGGGGUCUCCUAUUCAAAUUCACUAAUUCAGGAAAAUGUUAUUCAACAGCCCACUUCCACGACAAAAGGCUGCAAGACACCUGAAUACUAUGCCUCGAGAAAGGUGUUCAGCCGUGUCUUUUGCCCAUAGUCACACUGUCGUCAAUAAUUACUGAAAUGUUAAUUUCAGCAAAACAAGCUCACGAUACAAGGUGAUCUUGUUAUUAAUGACACUGUACAUUAUGUAGAUUGUGAGCAGAUUCUCUGUUUUCCUGAUUAGAUCUUGCUUGGUAUAGGAUGUUGCUUUACUUCAGCUCCCAUUCAGGGAGUUUAAUUUUAAAUUUACAGAAAACAGCAAAAAUGAAACUUUUGCCAUCUGUCUUCAGCCUGUUGGCACAGGAGUGUAACAACAUUUGUAUUUUUGUGGUGAAUAGUAGAAGACAUUUUUCUAUAUUUCAAUCUGUAAUGAAUUUGUUUAGGGAUAUGAAGAAAAGAACACAAAAUCAGAGGUAAUUUUUGCUGUUUUUCAUAAAUGCUAUGCUGAGCCUCACUAGUUCUCCACUGCACAAGGAGAACAUGACUGUUCAUAGUCAUUCUACCUGUACUGUUACACGUGAUGCAGUCAUCUGAAAUUUCUGACAUCAUUCUUCAUUUCUGGUCUUCCUCUUACACUACUCGUGGAAAACUAUUUCAAUCAGUGCCAGGUGAAUGCGAGAUAGUGAUUUCACAAGGAAGAGGCUCACUCUUAAUGCUUAUGAAUAUCAAAAUUGAAUUAUAAAAAUGCAAAGACAAAUUGGAUCUAAAGAAGUCAAUGGUCCAGGAAACAUUUUUGUGUAGAUAGAGACUUCGCAGUACAACAUUUCAAGGACUCAUUGAGACCUGCAGCAAGUUCGUUUUCAAGUUCACCUUGUCCUCCUGACGCUUUUCCAGCUGACUGUUCU